AAAAAACAAAUGUUUUUCUCAUGAGAGUAAUCGCUGUGUUUUAGCCAAUCAGAAAACGGUGAGGUGACAAAUAAAUUACUGUAUAACCAAUGGAAUGCGAUUAGGGCGGGAAUAUCUUUUUUAUCCGCCCAAUGGCAGACGCGGAGUUAAUUGCGGAACCUGUUUGGAAACGUCAUGUAUAUUAGUUCCUUUUGGUGUCGCUAGUGGUAACUUACGCAUGCUGCUUGUAGCAAAGUAGCACGCGAUUUUAACACUUAUUUUAUAUAAAUAUUUAAUGAACAAGGUUAUUUCAGCCACAUUUUAAAUGUAGCGUAAACUUGGUUAUAAAGCACCCACGACACCAAAAAGUCAACUGUAUGAUCAAAAGCCACGUGGAUCAAUUACAACUGUACGUUAUUUGCAGAAUUGGCUGAAAACUCCAGCUCUGUGAACGCCAUGGAAAACGAGUUGAAAGACGAUCCAUGCUCGAGUGAAGAGGCAUUUUCAGAAAAGCCCAAGAAAAUGAAAGCAAAGGCCAAAGGCAAGACAAAGUCUCAGCGUGAAGGGAAGGAGAAAACGCACAGGAAGAUGAAAGCAUCGGAGGAGGAGAUCAUGGAAACUGAAGGCAGUGGUGACAGAAGGUCUCAUGUAAAUGUUAAGGAAGAGCCAAAGGAAGAUCCAGACUUUGUAACAGAAAAGAAAGGGAAAAAGAGGAAAAGAAAGGCGGAUAAUACAGAUGGACUCUUAUCUAGCGCCGAAGCACCUUUGCCAAAGAAGAAGAAGAAGAAAGUUGCAGAUGGACAGGAAAACGCUUCAACAGCAAAGCAGAAAAAAAUGAAGGAAAAAAAAGAAAAGGUGAAAAAAGAGGAAGGAGAGCGUCCGGUCUCUACUAAGAAGAAAAAAACCAAGGAGGAGAUUGAAGCAGCCAGAGCUCUCAAGAUAAAGAAGAAAGAGGAGGAAGAGAAACAAAGAUGGAGAUGGUGGGAGGAAGAGAAGUAUGAGAAUGGAAUUAAAUGGAAGUUUCUAGAGCAUAAAGGACCAUAUUUCCCUCCUGCGUAUCAGCCCCUUCCUGAUGAUGUCAAGUUUUACUAUAAUGGAGAGCCAGUGAAACUCAGCCUGCCAGCUGAGGAAGUGGCCCUUUACUUUGCUCAGAUGCUGGAUCACGAAUACACCACCAAAGAGGUCUUCCGCAAUAACUUCUUCAAGGACUGGAGGAAGGAAAUGACUCUAGAGGAGAGACAACUAAUCAUGGAUCUGAAAAAGUGUGAUUUUGGGGAGCUCCAUGCCAUGCAUAAGGAGAAGGUGGAAGCCAGGAAAAACCUGAGCAAAGAGGAGAAGUUGGUUAAUAAAGAGGCCAAUCAAAAAAUAGUCGACGAAUAUGGGUUCUGUGUGUUGGACCACCAUCGUGAACGCAUUGGCAACUUUAAGAUUGAACCUCCAGGUCUUUUCCGAGGCAGAGGAGACCAUCCUAAACAGGGAAUGCUGAAGAAGAGGAUUCGACCUGAGGAUGUUAUCAUCAACUGCAGCAAAGAAUCUCGUAUCCCAGAAGCCCCAGCCGGUCACAAAUGGAAGGAAGUUCGUCAUGACAAAACCGUAACAUGGCUAGCAAGCUGGACGGAGAAUGUUCAAGGAUCCUGUAAAUAUGUAAUGCUCAAUGCCAACUCCAAACUUAAGGGUGAGAAGGAUUGGGAAAAGUAUGAAGUGGCCCGUAAACUGAAGACGUGUGUGGAUGCCAUCCGAACCCAGUACCAGGAGGACCUCAAGUCCAAACAAAUGGGCACACGCCAGAGAGCCGUAGCCCUUUACUUCAUUGACAAGCUGGCUCUGAGAGCAGGUAAUGAAAAGGAAGAGGGCGAGACGGCAGACACCGUGGGUUGUUGUUCACUCCGCGUGGAGCACAUCACUUUACACGAUGCACUGGACGACCAGAAGUGUGUGGUAGAGUUCGACUUCCUGGGUAAAGAUUGCAUCCGCUACUACAACAAGGUUCCUGUGACCAAAAGGGUUUUUAAAAACCUCAAGCUUUUCAUGGAAAACAAGCAAGGAGGAGACGACCUCUUUGAUCGACUCAAUACUGCUUCGCUGAAUAAACACCUGAGUUCCCUAAUGCCGGGAUUGACUGCAAAGGUUUUUAGGACAUACAAUGCUUCCAUAACCCUGCAGCAACAGCUGAAAGAGCUCAGCAACAUGAAGGAUAAUGUGCCGGAGAAGUUGCUCUCCUAUAACAGGGCAAACCGUGCGGUUGCAGUUCUGUGUAACCAUCAGCGGGCGCCGCCAAAGUCCUUCGAUCAGUCCAUGGCCAACCUGCAGGCAAAGAUUGACAGCAGGAAGGAGCAGCUGGACUUGGCUAAGAAAGAGCUCAAGCAGGCCAAGAAAGAAGCCAAAGGGAGCUCAGACAACAAGCUGCUGGUUGUGGUGGAGAAGAAGAAGAAAGCAGUCCAGAGGUGUGAGGAGCAGCUGCUGAAGAUGGAGGUUCAGGCUACAGACAGAGAGGAGAACAAACAGAUCGCACUGAGCACCUCCAAACUCAACUACCUGGAUCCACGCAUCAGUGUGGCCUGGUGUAAGAACAUGGAGGUGCCGCUGGACAAAAUUUACAACAAAACCUUGAGGGAUAAGUUUGCCUGGGCAGUCGACAUGACUGAACUUGACUUUGUGUUCUGAGUGUGUUUGUUUAUCCUACAAUUCAGCCCAAUAUUUUAUACCGUGUUCAUUGAAACCUUGAAUUAAAUCGUGUGGCUCUUGUGUUCGUUCAUAUAUUUUGCACAUUUAUAUUGUUUUUUUUAUAUCGAUUAUUCAACUUUAGCUAUUCUUAAGUAUUUUAAGACAGUUUAAUAAAUGUUCAUGCUUCAUAUGAAAAA
Molecule: messenger RNA, 2840 nt
Organism: Danio rerio (zebrafish)
Lineage: Eukaryota; Metazoa; Chordata; Actinopteri; Cypriniformes; Danionidae
Source: RefSeq, a predicted model, not a curated record